GGCCUGCAGAGAUAUGAGGCUUGUUCGAUUUGAUGCGGCGCCGCAAGAUCCGACAGGCGGAUGACAUCAAAGUAGCGCGAGAGCGAUUCGAAAGCAAACUAUUUAUCGUUUUUCUAUGUACGUAUGUAUCGGAUCUUCGGCGCCGCAUCAAGUCGAACAAGCCUAUGUACUUGGAGUGCGGCAACUUUUUUUUUUAAUUGAGCUUUACCAAAGAAGUACAAAAAGACAUUGAGUGCGGCAUCUUGUUAAUCUGUGUGAUCUUUGGUGUUACGCAGCGACACAAACAGCCAAUCAGAGCGCUGUAUGAUAUCUGCGUCAUCGGGAUAAACCCGGAAGUGUAAUAGUCUGCUGGCCGUUAGAAAUUUAAAAGGAUUUCCGCGAGACCUGGCGUUGCUAAGGAACGGCGCGUGAUAGAGAACAUCGACCGAUGAAAUAUUACGAAUGAUCCGAUCAUGUCUGUGAAUGAAGAAGAAAGUUUAUCUGCAGAUGAGAUCAGACAGAAGCUUUAUCAGACGUUUAAGAGCCGCGGGCUGCUCGACUCUCUGAAGACGCAGCUUCGGAAUCAGCUGAUCCAGGAGCUGCAGCAGCCGGUUCGGACACGACGCACUGUCCUCAGAUCAGCAUCAGCAGCAUCAUCAGCCGUGUUAGCUACAGCGUGUAACAGUGUGAUGAUCGAUCACCUGAAGAGCAUCGGCUGUGAAUACACGCUGUCUGUCUUCUAUCCAGAGUGUGGAAUGAGUAAAGACAAGGUGCUGUCGAGCAGAGAUCUCCUUCAGCUUAUGAAGAUCAGCCCUCACAUGCCUUUAUACAAAGCUGUGAUGUCAAAUCUCCAGAAGGGACAGACAGGAUUCUUGAUGACUUUGUUUACAGAAGUCGCAGAUCAUCUUCAUGGUUCAGUAAACUGCGACGCCGCCUCUCAAACCUCCGCUGAAGACGCUCAUAAAGAGUCUCUCGUGGAGAAGAUGCAGAUGAUCGAGCAGGAGUAUGAGCGCGUGAGAAACAGAGAGGACCGCUGGACGUCUGUGGAGGCCAAACUCACACAACACAGAAGAGACAUCGAAGAACAAGCUCAGGUGGAACUCAAAGCAAAGCUUCAGCACUUCAUGGAUGUGGAGAUCACGAAGGUGAAGAGAGAGGAACAAGAGAAAUCUCGUAAAGAAAUCCUGGAGCUGAGGCGAGACAUGGAGAGAACGCACGAGCUGAGGUCGGAAGCUCUCGUGAGCCGUGAAAGAAACGCCAUCCAGCGAUUACAGAAACAUCAGGAGAUGGAGGAGAAGGAGCUUUACACACAAAGACAGAUGUUGCUGAAGGACAUUGAAUCUGUGCGUCACAGAGAGACGGAAGUCAAACGGAGAACUGAAGCCUUUGAGAAGUCGUGUAAGUUUCACGAGGAGAAGAUGAAGACCGUGGAAGAUCUGAUGAGGAGAAGAGAGCUGUCUGUGAAGAACACGGAGGAUUCGUUCCAGCAGAAACUGAAGAGCGAGGUGAUGAAGUAUCAGCUGGAACUGAAGGAAGAUUACAUGAAGAGAACUGAGAUGCUCGCUGAAAAUGAGAAAAAGAAUAAAGUUGAAAGUGUUGGUCUGCAGAAAGAAUGGGCUGUUAUUGAAGCUAAAGCUGAAGAACACGAGAGAAGUUUAUCAGAAGUCAAACGUCUGCUGAUGGAGCUGGAGACGCUCAGAGGACAGAAACGUCAGCUUGAGGAGAAACUGGACGACAUGAGGGAUUAUUCAGAGCUGAAGAGACAAACGCUUGAACAUCAGACACAGAUCAGACUCACGAGACAACAGCUGGAGGAGAACCGGCGACUCGCACGAGAAGUCAGCGGUCCGUCUGAAGAGCAGCUGCGGCUGCAGGCAGAGCUGCAGAGACUGCAGACGGCACGCAGACGUGAUGAAGAAGAGUUUGAGACGCAGAAGAAUGUUCUGCACACGCAGCUUCAACAUGAGGUGCAGAAGUGCGCUCUGUUAAAGGCUCAGCUGAUGGAGUGUGAGGAACGCACGCGGUGGAUGAACGCAAACGCUGAAGAGAUUCAACUUCAGCUGAAACACACACAACAAGCUCUAGAGAAUGAGAUUCUUCGCAAUCCCAAACCUUCUCUGGUAGAUCGAUCUGUUCUCUGUCUGAAUCCUCCAGACAUGUCUAUCGACAGCGCUCUCUUCAGACGAGCGACAGGUUCUGAUGCCGCUUUGUGUGAAGCAGGAGUGACUCUCAGAGCUCCGCGGUGUCGUGUCGAGGCUCCCGAGCGAGACUCUGAACUGCUGUCUGGUGCUUUGACCAGAAUACGAGAGCUGGAAAUAGAAGCUGACCGAUUAGAAGACGCUUACAGAACCCACCAGCAGAGAGCUGAUGCGUCACGUCACAGGACCACAACAUCCACGUCUUACAUCAAACCCAGAGUCACGUUCAGCGGAGCUUUAGAUCCACACCAGCCGCUCGGCAGACCUCCUUCAGGAGACCAGACUCCACCCAGACUCGGCUCUCCUCCCGCCAGACGAUUGUCUUCCACACCCGUCUCCAUUUCCAGACCAGACGCUCAUCAGACCCAUCCCGUCGCUCACGACCGGCUGAGGAAGACUGACACUGAAGGACCGGCGGUGAUGUUCACUGAUCUGAGGACAGACCGACAGAUCUCACCGAUCCCUCCUGCGGACAGCAGAGACCUGACGUCUGUCAGCAGCCCCACCAUGAAGAGCACAACACGAGACCACAGCAGUCCACCCAGACUCCAGCAGAUGAUCUCCUCCCCCUCAUCAUCAUCAUCAUCAUCAUCAUCAUCUCAAGGGUCAUCAUCACAGCCUGAGAAGAUCAGUCUUCAUGACCUCACCGACCCUGAACCACUGGAGUGUGUAGAUCAGGAGUGUAUACUGGAGAAACUACAGGAUACACACACACAGCGCUGUCUGCGGGAUGAGGCCGUACCUUCAUCAGACGCCCGUGAAGAGGAGGAGAGACCAGAGGAAAGAGAGGACGAGAGAUUAGAGCAAGAGCUGGAGAUUCAACAUGAGAAAGAAGCGGAAGAAGAACAUGUGACAGGAGCGGCCUCAGUGAUUGGAGGACGAGAUGAAGAAGCUGAGAGAGUUGCUGAUGUCAUCAAUCCACUGGAGAAAUACAUGAUGAUCCUCACGCAGGGAAAACCAGAGCAGAGCCCAAAGAAAGAGUCUGACCGUGAAAGCCCUCAGGAGGAGCAUCUUCUGUCUGAAAUCAACGAUGACAGCAUCGAUGCAGUUUCACACGAAGAACCAGACGAGGAGUUCUGGUGAAGACCAGCGAGUCUCCUCACGUUUAUGAUUUUAGGAUCUUGUGUGUAUUUUUAAUCUUCUUUUUUAUUCACACAAUAAAUCGAAGCUGUGUGUCUGAAUCUGUGCAUUUAUUAAAAUGUGAAUAAAUGUGAUAUUACGGCAAGUUUCAUUUUGUUAAUGCAUGAAGAAAAAUGAUCUGACACGCAAACAUGUUUUCAACGUGCAACAAGUGAUCUCGAAAAAGGCUCGGUGAAACACCACGUCUGUUUUAUUUGUCAUAAAAUACAAGAACUUGUUUGAAGGUCUGAGCACACAAAUAUCAAAUGACCACUUUUUGGGUAAAAUCAUAAUCGUCCACCUGCUUUAUGGGCGAAUUAAACACGUUGAAUGUUACCAGUUUAAAGCCUUGAGGGGAAACUUUUAAACCUGCACAAAUACAAGAAAUACACAAACACAUUUUCAUCAGAUAAAAAUCAUUCUCUUGGAGUUUAUAAAACAGUGUCCUGAAUUACAGAGAGGUUUAGACAAAAUAUCACCAUUAACGUCUGUUUAAAUCUCAAAAUGCAGUCGAUACAGAAAAACUCAAAGAAAUGCCUACAGUUAUUAAAACUAAUGUUUGACUACAGGUUACAAAGAUACUAUACAGAAUACAUAAACCAAUAAACACAUGACUUGAACUAAACAAUUCUCUAUAUGUAACCACGUUAUAUCAUGUUAAAAAGCAGAAAGGCAAAUGCUGCAAACACAGUCAGUACAAAUAACCACAACUGAUACCAUCACAGGUUUAUUCCCUCAAACACUAGCAAUGUCGUUUACCUUUUAUAAAAGUCACAGCAAGAUUUGUCAGUAUUUACAAUUGCACGUUUGUUGAACCUCCCUCAAUCCAAACUAAACGAGAAAACAAAGCGUCGCGCUCCACUUUCUGAACUGGGUCACAUUACUCACACUAUUCCAUUUAACACGCUGAAAAAACCCCAAAGAAAAACAGCCUGAGCCUCUUCCCUCAUCAUGUUCAACCAAUUCGACACGUUUUAGCUGACAUCCGGUCAUAGCAACCGUAGGUCUGAGUUUCUUACUGUAAACAUACAGAUAUUGUACAUUCUUUUCUAACAGAACCCAAAUGGUUUUAUACUUCAUGUUCAUCAGGAUGAUUUGAGAAUCCUGUGGGCUUCUAAGCAAGCAGGAAAAAUCACGAUGAUGUCAUUAAUGUGUGUUCAGUACAACCACUGGACGUUUGCGGUUUUUCUGCAUCACACAUCGAGUUCAUGGACACUCUAAUGCGCCACACAUCUUAGACACACAACUCUUAAUGAUACUUUUGAAUGAUCGAUUGUAUAACAACAGCAAACAUUUUCAAUCGUGAGGCCGAUUUGAUAGUAGCGGUCAUUCUAGAUCCCUGCAUACAAGAUUCUGACCCGGCCUUGAAACAUUCGGAAUAGUCUUACAUACUGUUCAGAGUACACACAUCCUUGGUAUAUUUAAUAUAUAUUUAGUACAUAAAGCACACUGUAUACCUCACGUACUGUUUCCCACAAUGCAAUGCAAACAACCGGACAUUCGGUCACUGGUGAUUGUAACGUUUCUUUUAAACGGACUGUCAAAAGUUCAGACAUUUUACUACAAAAUGUAAUUUAAAAAAGGAAAAAUUAUAUUUUAUUUUCAAGGACGGCAUUCGCCGUAAACAUGCAACAUCAAGAUGUAGUGAGUUCAAUGCAUCACAAUACUGUUAAAACCGUUGCAUAACACGUUACCGUUCACAUACUAUUAUCAAAACAAAUAGUAUUACGCAUGUACUGCCCACAGUAUUAAGUAAAGAGUAAACUAGUACUUCAUUCUAAAGAAAACCUUCAAUUGCUAAAAACAUCAUGCUUUCCAAGAACAGAAAUCAGUUGAGUCGACCGAUCAAAAAGAUCACACCAUAUUGACAUUUUCAUGACUUCAGAAUAAAUCACUGAGAAUGUUUUUGUUUUGUUUCAUUCUUUUUCUUAGAAACAAUAAGCCAAACUAGAAAAACGAGUCAUAGAAAUCAUACAAAUACAGGGAAUACUUUCAAAUUUUGAACGAGGGACUUUUUUCUAUGAUUCACAUCACAUUGAUUUACGUUUCUCCCGACAACAAAAAAAUCUGUCAAUAGUCUACGAGUGGUUUGUAAAAUAAAUGCCCUUUCAUUUGCAUUUUGGAUAGUGCAAUGUUUCGAACUUUACCCAGCCGUCGCCGGUUCACAAAGGGCUACGGUCAGAAGCAGAAGAAAACAUCAACAAAUCUGACCUACGGAGAAACGUACACAACAUAAAAUACAAAAGGAGGUCCCCAGAAAAAAGCGGCUGGAAAAAG
Triplophysa rosa is the source of this 5573-nucleotide messenger RNA. It is a transcript of the gene ofd1, whose product is annotated as OFD1 centriole and centriolar satellite protein. The record is from RefSeq and is a predicted model, not a curated record. The transcript has 22 exons. Lineage: Eukaryota; Metazoa; Chordata; Actinopteri; Cypriniformes; Nemacheilidae. Gene Ontology annotation, cellular component: ciliary basal body; centrosome. Gene Ontology annotation, biological process: epithelial cilium movement involved in determination of left/right asymmetry. The coding region runs from base 453 to 3260 and encodes 935 amino acids.